Messenger RNA from Lotus japonicus, 1077 nucleotides. RefSeq lists its product as uncharacterized. Lineage: Eukaryota; Viridiplantae; Streptophyta; Magnoliopsida; Fabales; Fabaceae. The coding region runs from base 1 to 1077 and encodes 358 amino acids. Gene Ontology annotation, molecular function: zinc ion binding; nucleic acid binding. The transcript is spliced from 2 exons. The record is from RefSeq and is a predicted model, not a curated record.
AUGGCGAACUCCAACGGUGGCUAUGGAGGUUUCGCCAUGACUCUUCCUGUCUUGGACGCGAAGACCAACUACGAUCGAUGGAAGGUCGCCGGAGAAGAUGCAACUGAUGCACAGAAAGCUGCAUCUUGUGAAUCAAAGAAAAAGGAUUGUAAGGCUUUGUUUCUUCUACGUCAAUGUCUCGAUCCCAACAAUUUUGAGAAUAUUUCCAGCGCAGAAACCUUAAAAGUGGCAUGGGAUAACCUUGAACGAAGCCUUGGUGGUGCAGAGAGGGUGAAGAAGGUCAAGCUUCAAACCAUGAGGAGAAAGUACGAGCCGUUGCAGAUGGAGAAUCAAGAAUCAAUUUCAGAUUACUUCUCCAGAAUUCUUUCUCUCAUCAACUUGAUGAAGGGAUGUGGAGAAUCCAUGACAGAUUUGCAGGAUGUUGAGAAGGUAUUAAGAACUCUCACAAGCAGAUUUGAUCAUGUGGUAGUUGCCAUUGAAGAAUCGAAAGAUCUUGAGAAACUCAAGAUUGAUGAAUUGCAAGGCAUGUUGGAGGCACAUGAACAACGAAUCAAAGAAAGAAGUGAUCGCUCCACUGAACAAGCUUUGCAAGCACAGGCUGGGAAACGUUCCUCUGGGUUCAAUGAUGGCUCCAAGAAGGGAAAGGAGAAGCUCAAGAAGGAUAAGUGGAUGGGGAAUGACAGUUCCAGGCAAGAGAACUUGUGUUCUGAUUCUGGUUCCAGUUACCACUAUGGUGAGUCUUCAAAUUCACAGAAUGACCAAGAUUCUUCCAACAAGAAGGGCAAUUAUGGUGCAAAGGCAACUGGGCAGAAGAAGAAAGUAGACAGGAAAAAGGUUCAAUGCUGGAAUUGUACGAAUUUUGGCCACUUUGCUGCUGAGUGUGCCAAGUUCCAGAAAAAGAAUAAAGAUGCUGAAGUGAGCAUGGCUCAGGGUGAGGAUUCUGAUGGUCUUGAACUGCUCAUGGCCAUCACAGAGGAUGAGCAAAUCACAGAGGAUGAGCAUGAUUCUGAUGAGCCAGUACUGCUCAUGGCCACCACGACCACCACAGAUGAUGAACAUGGAUUCUAUGGCUUAUGA